Molecule: messenger RNA, 4500 nt
Organism: Rhodofomes roseus
Lineage: Eukaryota; Fungi; Basidiomycota; Agaricomycetes; Polyporales; Fomitopsidaceae
Exons: 3
Coding region: 268-4254 (1328 amino acids)
Source: RefSeq, a predicted model, not a curated record
AUAUUUCGUGGCAGCGGCAGCCCCGAGGUGGGAGCAGGAGUGAGACGCCCCGGGGCGUGACGCGGGCGGCCACAGACCGUGUGACAGGCUAUACCAAAGAUCACAAGAGGAGACGCGCCUUGUAGUCAUGGCGUGACUGGCCAUAGUGACGGCUUGUGUGGCGGCUAUUGUGGGCUGAAGCGGCGCGCCUUGUUCUUAUUGUCACGCUUACGCCUCUUCAUCGCGCCGCCGCGGGCUUCGAGCAGGCCACACCACCCACUUCCCCCCAUGCUGCCAGGAACGCCGUCGAGGACUGCAAACCGUCGCGAUGUACGCCGCAGGGGCCGCAGGAGCCCCGCCGCCCGCUCAACCUCCUUAUUAGGAUCGCUCAAAAGUUUUAUCGCGACCCCGCUGUCGUGGUUCACGUCCUCGGAGGACCUCACGGAGGACUUUGAAGACACGCCCGGAAAACGACGCAGGAACCACGAAGUCGCUGACCGCGAUGUCCGGGAGCAUGAAGAGGGCGAUUCGCGGGCCAAGCGGCAGCGCGUACACAGUCCAGAGCCCGAGCCUCAGCAGCGGCACCACCUCCAGAACGUACAGCCCACUGCGGGCUACCUCGAUGUUCCGCAGGAGUUGAUAGCCAACCACAAUGUCCCACCUCGUCUGUCGAUGGGCCACACGCGGUCAUCGUCGCUGGUCGCAAUACCCCCGCGCCAGCCCGCGGUCCGCGUUGACCGCCACUCCCUCUCCCCCCUCGCCGGCCCGUCCUAUGCGCAACCGGUCAGCAUGUUGCGAACGAUGUCGAUGGACCCCCCAACAGGAUACCGCCCCCGCGCACUCUCGCGCGAUGUAUCGAUGGAUGCCGCCUCCGUGGCGAUGACGCCGUCGCGCACGCCGUUUCAGGUGCGCUCGCGCGCCUCGAUGACCCCCCAGCAGUCUGGCCAGGUGUUCGGUCCCUCCGUCCUGCGUCGUGACCGCGAGACGUCUGAGCCCCCACCCAUCGAGACCUUGGGGUCUAAGCCCGUAUUCGUGAAGGCCCCGCCACAGUCGCAGUCUCAGCAGAUGCUCGCGAUGGAGCCGACGCUGACCCUUGGGUCCUUGGCUGAGGCCCAGCCGCGGACACGGCGCAUGUCGCCCUUCGGCGAUGUAUCGCAGAGUCGCUCGUCACUCGGGCAGAGCAGCUCCAUGCUCAUGUCUCGCUCGGGUUCCCUUGACGGCGGUCGCUCCCGCGUCGAGAACCCCGCGCAGAAGGCGCUGGAAGACCUGGACGUGUACAAGACACCGCUCCUGCCCACGCGCCUGCGUGGCUCGCCAGGCAUUCCCGACAUGUUCAAGACCAAAAAGAUGCCCAUUCCUGUGCUCAUGGCCGGCGAGCACGACAAGAAGAAGCGUCUGGGUUCUGCCGAGAAGGAGGAACCGGGCGCGAAGCCGUACGCUGGAAAGGGCGGCAUGAAGAAGCUGUUGAUGAGGAGGAAGCAGGAAGAGAGAGAGGAACGCGAGAAUGACCAGGAGUCCGCUAUGGAAGAUGAGCAGGACGAGGGCCCAAGCAAGGUUGCGCAACAGAAGGCACCAGAGUCGCGCGACGUGCCCCAUCUUUCCCGUCUUACUGUUCCCGAAUUCCCGCCUGCUCCUGAGGCAGGCAGACCUUCCUCCCUGCGCGUUGGUCGCAACAAGAUCACACGAUCCCAUGCACCGUCCGCGCAGCUCGGCAAGAACCGGUUCUCUGCCUUUGACGAAGAAGAUGCCGAUGAUGCCAUGCUCACAUCUGAGGACGGUCACGGCCAGGCAGAGGCACCCAAGCCACCCUCUCUCUUCCAGGCUCCCGCCGGGUUCAGCUUCUCUAAGGACACCGCCCCGAUCAAGCUCGACGCGAGCACUUCCAAGGAGCCCCCGAUUGCCUCGCUGCCGUUCUCUUUCAGCAAGCCUAGCUCGGACUCGCUCCAGGCCAGCACCGCGAGUGCACCCUCCGUCCCGCAGGUACCCAAGGAUGUCGGACAGCACCCGAAUGUCCCACCAAGUGGGUUUUCGCAGGUCCCGACGGGCGCAGCUGGACCUGCUCCACCUGCGACUGCUACUGCUCCAGCGACGCCCGUGCUGCAAUUGACACCACCUACGCCUGGCCCGACCACCACACCAGCGCAAACCUCAUCAACGGUUUCAGCGGGCGAGAAAGCAGGGGCUGAGAAGGCGCCCGCAGGGAUACCCAACUUCUUCGCGAACUCGGCGAUGCUUUCGAAGCCGGCGCCCCCGAUCACGCUGCCUGCGGGUAUGUCGCUCUUUGGUAGCUCUCCGUCGACCGCUACCACUACUGCGCCAGCGGGUACCACGGCUGCUGCCCCUAGUACGGCAGCGCCCACCGCGACAAGCGAGGCCAAGAGUGCAGAGCAGAAGGAAGCUCCCAAGUCGUCUCCGUUCGGCUUCGGCUUCGGUGCUGCGUCUACGGACGUAGGUGCUCGCGCGGCGGGCUCAGCCACGGGUUUGCUCCCUUCGCCGUUCGGUGCAACGGAACUCCCCUCGGGCACGGCGUCCACAUCAGCGCAAAAGGCUUCGUCGGAAGCAAGUGUGCCAUCGACUUCCGGGGUAGCUGCUUCUACAUCGAUCUUCGGGGCUGCGCCUGCAAAGUCUGCUGAGCAACCCGGUUCUUCCGGGACAUCCUUUAUCUUCGGUGCGCCAGCGAAGGCUGUCCAACAACCCUCUGCCUUGUUCGGUUCUGCGCCGCCUAAGCCAGCUGAGCCAGCUAGCACUACUGCUGCGGCUGCUUCAACUACCACUACUUCGUCGGCAUUCGGUUUCGGUGCCCCCGCGAAGCCGGCGGAGAAGCCGGCCACAUCCACCCCGUUCAACUUCGGUGCUCCUGCGAAAUCAGCGGAGGCAUCCAUGCCGUCGCUGUUGGGUCCGCCUGCUAAUAUUGAGAAGCCAGCGGUACUCACCUUCGGUCAGCCCAAGGAGCAACAGGCGAAAGCGCCCGAAGCGACGUCGACUCCGGCGCUUGAACGACCGAACCCCUCGCCCUUUGGCGGCUCGUCGACUUCGUUCGGCGGAUUUGGAGGCACUGCAUCCACUAGUACCGAGCCGGCGAAGUCGUCCUUCCCCUUCGGCCAGCCCACCGCAGCCUCCCAGCCCGCUGCAACUCCAGCUGUGCAGGCUCCAAAGCCCCUCUUUGGUGGCUCGUCUGGUAGUUUCUCGUUUGGUGCUCCACCGCAAACGAGUGCUGCGCCAGCGGAGCCCGCUGCUCCUGCGAAGUCGCCCUUCUCCUUCGGCUCGUCGCCGGCCACACCGCCCGCUACAUCCACGGACAAGCCGGCGUUCACGUUUGGACCAGCGAGCGGCACGUCCUCUGCUCCGCAGCCGUCGAUGAUAUUCGGUGGUCCGACGAGUGGUAGUCAUGGUGCAGAUGUCUCAAGCAAGCCGUUCGCAUUUGGCGUCGCUGCUGCUGCGCCGGCGCGUCCGACGACUCCGCCUCGCGUUGAGCAAGAAGUGAAUAUGGAUGAGAGCCCCGUCCGUGGAGCUGGCAUGGAAAUGAACGGCCAUGGUGGUGCGAAGGAGCCGUUGAAGCUCACGACCGGGUUCUCGUUCGGCUCGACGAGUGGAUCUUCGCCGUUCGGUCAGAGCGCGCAGGCCCCGUCCUCUGGCCCCUUCGCAUUCGGUGGCUCGUCGGGUGGCCCGGGCAUCUUUGGCGGCGCGAAGACGGAGAACAAGCAGGAGACGAAACCUUCGUCUGGCUUUGGCUUUGGUCAACCGAGCGGAUCCGGGUUCUUCGGACAGAAGCCUGCAGAUGUCCCCGCUCCUUCUGCCUCUCCUGGCGCUUUCGGCGGCUCGAAUGGGUUCGGACAAAGCUCUGCCCCACCGAGUGCAUCCGCGCCGUUUGGCUUCGGUCCAUCGACGUCCGGCGGUAGUACUGGUGGAUUUGGACAAGCUGGUGCGACGUCCACCACUCCCAGUCCCUCCACCUUCGGGUCAUCGGCCCCAUUCUCGUUCGGCGUGACGCCAACAUCCACAACAGCUCCGUCGAAUCCUUUCGGGUUCGGUAGCCAACCUGCGUCUCCAGCGACGGCGAACCCUGGCUUACCGUCAUCGUCGGGAACAAGUUCACAUUUCCAGUUUGGUCAGCCUGCACAAGCACCCGCACCCUCUCCGGCCUCGCCGUUCGGCGGUACAUCGGCCUUGCCACCUGGUGGCGCAGUCUUCAAUGUCGGAGCUGCGUCAGCACCUGCACCCGCAGGUGCAAGACCUGUGAAGAGAUUGCCUACUCGUAGGGGUGGAAAGCGUUAACCAUCUCAUUUCUCGUCUCAACUCUCUCAUCUUGUCCUCACAAUUGUCCUCUCUGUGCUACCUCUCGUCAUCUCUCAAAUAACUCAUCGCAUCAUAUGUUUUUUCUCGCUUGACCGUGCCCUGGAACGUUUUCUCGCUCGUCAGUUGCUCUGUCGGAUCCGAUUGUCACAGGCUGAAGGCCAUACGUACACAUCAUCGCAUCGCAUUAUCCGCAUUAUAGGUAGGUAGAACAUUGGCAUUACUCAC